This is a messenger RNA of Vanessa tameamea, 778 nucleotides long. RefSeq lists its product as uncharacterized. The record is from RefSeq and is a predicted model, not a curated record. The transcript has 3 exons. Bases 90 to 686 code for a protein of 198 amino acids. Lineage: Eukaryota; Metazoa; Arthropoda; Insecta; Lepidoptera; Nymphalidae.
CAAGAUCGCUGGCGGUGCAAUUCAGAUUACGAACGUGAUUAUUCAAUAUUUGAUGUUAGUAAAAAUGUCGCGAACUUGACACGGCUAGCAUGUGUCCGUACGUGGCGAUUGUCGCAUUUGCGAUGGUCGAGUUGAUGACGUGCGCUCCUCCGCCGCUCCGAGUGACAAUUGACUGUGGAUCUGACGAGGAUCCUGCACAAAUCUCCAAUUCAAGGUCAGCUGAGUUAUUUAGAAGUAAUUCACAUUUUGACGUUGAUUCCUUCUGCAAUUUGAUUCACAACGCAAUUCCUCAAGUGGUUAAAGAUGGGAAGAUUGUCGUCGAACAAGAUCUCGACCAGGACGGCCUGGGUGAUUCCUUAGCCCCGGUAGCCAUCGCUCCACCCAGUGGCUUCAUACCUAAAUUAGGAUUUCCGAAAUUAAAACCUCCGAGGCUAAGAACACCAAUGUUGAAUGUACCAAAGCUGAGACCUUUUCAGGGAGCUUUGAAACCGCCUAAAAUAGGAUCUCCAAUGUCAUUUCGUCCCUUGAGAUAUGAAGAGCAAUCGAGUGCAGAAAGAUUGGAAAAGUUUAAAAAGGGUGUUCAGAAAAUGUUACAUUUCGUGAAAUUUCUAGGAAAGAUAGAUCAGUAUUUAUCGGAGAGGACAAGAAUUGUUAUUGAUAAGUUAACGAAGACCUUUGUUGACUGAUUUAUUUGUAUCUGCUUUAGCAAUUUUAUUUAUACAGUUUUUGAACUGUUUACACCAAGAACAUUUUUUAGGCAAUUGGUAUGACGAAACUA